UCAAAAGCCAACUAGCCUGUUCAAACUUCAAUUCUGCAGUCUACACAAUCACAGACAAUGCAGAUUCAUUGUAUAGCGGCACCGUGAUAGCCUUUGCGAGUCAUAUUUUUCCUUUGUCUAACACUCUUUCACGCCGAAUCAGUGUUCUGCACCUUUGUUUUCCAACCUGUAUACGUACUUUGACGAUGACGAUGGGCGUCCACAGCACUCCUUGGUCUUUCUUAAAACCACUCGUGUCGAACGUGCUGCUUCAAACGUAGAUACUGCGUUAUUCACCUCAUCACGAACAACCCUCCCGAACUGGUAAGGAUGGGAUAUACCAGCCUGUCGUUAACCCUAUAUCAGUACAACCCAUCACAGGAGCAGAUUCACCCUACUCUUACGGUCCUUCCGAUGCCACAACGCCAGCUCUCAUUCCGGAUGAUGACAUGUACGACAAUGUAUACUCCACUACUCUUCCUGACCGACUGCGCGAGCUCUUUCCUGGUGGCAUGGGCUCAUCUACUCAGAACUUACCGUCAACCAUUGCCCCACCGCUGGUGCAGUCCACACUUCAGGAAUUGCCUAAGAAGAAUCCUGACGGGAGAUAUUCUGCUGCCGCAAAGGGCAAGGGGAAAGCUUUGACAGAACACCAAUUCUUUUCUGGUCGACAUCCAACUGAUCUUGGCCCAUCGGACGAUGGAAAUCUAUUAUAUCCUUCACCCGAUUUUUCUUCAACUGACGAGUGGGUCACACAUACUCGGCCUAUCCUACAGGAUUAUGCCAACAGGCAAAUUCCUUUGCCACUUGGUCAGAGGGUUAAUGUAUCGCUUAACGAACCUUCUCAAUUUAUUCAAGGGGCAUUGCAAUUGCUUGCCAAUCGCGACCACCCCAAAGAUACACCUAUUGAUUCAUCUCGUCAACUCGGUCCUCAGCUGAUCGAGAAUUUCACGGACGUGCAUAGAUGGGCAACAGAGUACUUUCGCGCACGUUUUGGGAUGUCAACUGUGGGAAGCGAUAUACCUGUGCUUUUGACGAUCAUCACGAACACUUUCUAUGAAGCCCACACCCAACUUAUUGAUAGUAUCGCAGAUGCAGCACUUGCGAACAUGCGUGGUCGUGGAGCUGCUAUCCUGGAUAUUGAAGACUUUGCGUUUGGAUAUGAUUUCGAGAUGAGCCAACAAUUGCCUUUUGCUGUGGAAUCCAGCUCUCGUAUUCAUGAUACCCUCGAGCAACACCGGCCUCGGUCACCAUUAAAACUUCCCGUGAACCUUCCUGUGACGACAAGAUCUGGUAGACAAGUCAAGGUUUCCAAGCAAGCGCAAGCAGCGGCACUGGCUGAAAGUGAGAAGCAGACCAAAGCUCGCCAGCGCAAGAAAGAACAGGCGAAGAAAGUGCAGGAUUCGACAACUUCGGAACAUGAAACGUACAAAGCUUUCUCUCAAGCUGCACAGAAGAACGUAACAACUCCCAACCCUUCUGCAGCGGGUGUAGUGGUGUGCACCCCCUCUGCCAGUAUCUAUCAUACACCUAACAAUGGGAGCUUGUAUUAUACGCCUCUCCGUGGGAUCCAUGGGAUCUUGCGCAAGAUGGAGGCGAAUGCAGUCGUCUUUACAGGCGCCAAGUGUCCCACGUGCGGCAGAGUGAUGCCUCCUCGCAUGCCCAUGACUCCCACUAACACCCAUUCAGCAUCUCAGUCUUCAGCUCAUUCAAAAAUCUCGAUUGAUUGGAAUUCGCAACGAGCGAUCACCAGCCCUACCGUUAGCUCGAAUCUGAGGUUGGCGCCUGUUACCGUGCGCCACCCUUCUUUGGCUGUGCCUUGGCCCAUUAGGCUUCCACCCUUCGUGUUUCAUGCAUCAUCAGCACCCGACACUGCCCAACAUGCGAAUACCACUGCAGCACUGUCGGGGGCAACGACUGGCACUCAGGAUUCCGCACAGGGACCAGUAGCCUCUGUUAGAGGCGGGCGUCUCUAUUUGGGUGCGAGGGGGAAUAGAGGCGACGCACGAGGGCAUGGUCGGGGUAGUGGCGCAUCGGCUCCCCUCACUAUCGUUAUACCUGCCCGCCCGCGCCCUGUUGCCCCGGCAUCCACAGCGGUCCCCCCUGCGAGUGUGUCAACGGCAGCCAUGGCUCCCACUAAUGCUGUGAGGUGCGACCCUUCGGGCAGACCUGCUGGAGGCUCUGGUACUACGUCCACGCACACGGCGAAUCCAAUCCCAAUUACCGCUGCGUCCACAGAAGCACGCGUUCCCACUGCAAGUGUCCGACCUAGAUCUAUGAACACAACUGAACACGGGGUGGCGGUCGCUGCUUUUGCACACGCAUACUACUCUCAAUAUAACACCAACCAGACCCUCAGUGCAGGAAGCCAUGCGAACGCCCC
Molecule: messenger RNA, 2362 nt
Organism: Suillus subaureus
Lineage: Eukaryota; Fungi; Basidiomycota; Agaricomycetes; Boletales; Suillaceae
Exons: 7
Source: RefSeq, a predicted model, not a curated record